AUUACCAGCCAGCUAGAGAGAGGUCAGCUAACAGCUGAUUGUGGACACCUGCAUAUCCAAAACAAAAUGGCUUCUCUCACAAGUAGCCCGUGGCUUCAUCUCCUACUGCUUCUCGUGGCCAUGGGCACGUUCGCGGCAGCCGGUGGCAGCGGGAACCCCACAGCCGGGUUCCAGAAGGUGCAGCUCGCCGACGGCGAUUUCCAGGUUCAGAGCCCCUACAACGUGCCGGAGAGCCAGCGGUUCGAGUACCGCAACGGCGUGCGGACGUUCUGGGUGCACCGAAAUGACAAGCCCUUCAACACCGCCACACACACCAACCCGCGCUCCGAAGUCAGGCUCCGAGACCAUGACUACUCGUCGGGGGUGUGGCAGUUCGAGGGCUACGGCUACGUGCCUUCGGGGACCUCCGGCGUGUCCGUGAUGCAGAUCCACAACGAGGAGGGCGCCGCGCACUCGACGGUUCUGAUGUUGCAUGUCUACGACGGCGUCCUACGGUUCUACAGCGGGGCGGCCGUCGAGGCCAACAUCUACGACCGGUGGUUCCGCCUCAACGUGAUGCACGACGUCGGCGCAUCCACGGUGGCCGUGUAUGUCGAUGACGAGCACAAGUUCAGCACCAACGUGACCCCUAGCAAGUCCUACUACUUCAAGUUCGGAGUCUACAUGCAGCACCACGACCAAUCCAGCUGCAUGGAGUCACGAUGGACCAACGUCACUCUCUAUACUAAGCACUACUAGACCGUAGACAGCCAUAUGUGUUAUAAUACGUACUAGCGUGUUGUAUAUGUUUACACCACCCUAUGUAUAUUACAUUAUUGAUUACCAUCAGAGUUUGAAUAA
Hordeum vulgare subsp. vulgare (domesticated barley) is the source of this 840-nucleotide messenger RNA. RefSeq names its product citrate-binding protein-like. The record is from RefSeq and is a predicted model, not a curated record. The coding region runs from base 67 to 738 and encodes 223 amino acids. The transcript has 2 exons. Lineage: Eukaryota; Viridiplantae; Streptophyta; Magnoliopsida; Poales; Poaceae.